GAUCGUUUUCUUCUUUGGAGGUCUCAUCAUCUUCUCAGGAUGGGGAGCAGCAACAACAUACAGGCCAAGCUGGUGGCCCUGACCAUGCACCUAAAGGCAUAAAUGAGCCAAGAGGAACCCAAGAUGAUGACUGAAAACAAUUUAAGAGAAGAAAAGACGAGAUGGCAAGUGGGUGAACUAAAGGAAAACUGAUUUGGAGGGAAUUUUCCUGCAAUUCUGAUACAUGUUAACGAACUACUAGAUCCCAAAGCUUAAACUGUUAGGGAGUGGGUGCUUCUUGGGGAUAUGGGAACAGGGAAGACAAGUAUAGCACUGAGAUUUGUCAAAGGCCAGUAUUUUGAUUGUCAGGAAUCGACAAUUGGAGCAGCCUUCUUUUCUCAGAUACUAUCGCUGAAUGAAGCAACUGUAAAAUUUGAUAUAUGGGACACAGCUGGGCAAGAACGAUAUCAUAGCUUGGCUCCCAUGUACUACCGUGGCGCAGCUGCAGCUCUUGUUGUGUAUGACAUCUCGAGCACAGAUUCAUUUACUCGAGCAAAAAAGUGGAUUCAAGAAGUUCAAAGACAAGGAAAUCCACAUUUGGUCAUGGCAUUGGUGGCGAACAAGGCUGACUUGGAAACAAAGAGGCAGGUGGAUAAUGAGGAAGGUGAGCUAUAUGCUCAGGAGAAUGGGUUAUUUUUCAUCGAAACUUCUGCAAAGACAGCUCAAAAUGUCAAAGAGCUCUUUUAUGAAAUAGCGAAGAGACUGGUGAAAGCCCGAGCUGCACGUCGAAGUGGGAUGAAACUGCACGAGGAAACACAAGAUAGGGGAAGGAGGCUCUUUUGCUGCUCAACAUAAUUAGUGGUUGGAAGAAUAAAUAGCCUUCUCUUUAAAUUCGCUGGUCUUCACCACUUCUAACUGCGACCGUGUCGCAUGAUCUCGAAUUGCUUUCGAGCAUCUGUAAAUUCUUUGAAAAUAAAGGCUCUGCGACUCCAGCAUCUUACAAACGAAA
This is a messenger RNA of Phoenix dactylifera (date palm), 988 nucleotides long. RefSeq names its product ras-related protein RHN1-like. Lineage: Eukaryota; Viridiplantae; Streptophyta; Magnoliopsida; Arecales; Arecaceae. The record is from RefSeq and is a predicted model, not a curated record. Gene Ontology annotation, molecular function: GTPase activity; GTP binding.